This is a messenger RNA of Varanus komodoensis (Komodo dragon), 3078 nucleotides long. It is a transcript of the gene ZRANB2, whose product is annotated as zinc finger RANBP2-type containing 2. Gene Ontology annotation, molecular function: RNA binding; lipopolysaccharide binding. Gene Ontology annotation, biological process: RNA processing. The transcript has 10 exons. NCBI's taxonomy places the organism in Eukaryota, Metazoa, Chordata, Lepidosauria, Squamata, Varanidae. The record is from RefSeq and is a predicted model, not a curated record. Bases 167 to 1165 code for a protein of 332 amino acids.
GAAGGGGCAGACUGUUGCGCGCAGGACCCUUUGCCCGCAGGGCCUCACUGAGUAAAGCCAAGGCCUCUCUGUCGCCGCUGCUGGCACGACCAAGACUGGCGUCGCGUCGUCUGUGUCUUGCGGGCUAAGCUGCAAGAGAAGGCCUCGGCCGUUCGCAGUUGCCAAGAUGUCGACCAAGAAUUUCCGUGUCAGCGACGGAGACUGGAUCUGCCCGGACAAGAAGUGUGGCAAUGUUAACUUUGCUAGAAGAACGAGCUGCAACAGAUGUGGUCGAGAAAAAACCACAGAGGCUAAGAUGAUGAAAGCUGGAGGGACUGAAAUAGGGAAGACACUUGCUGAAAAGAGUCGUGGUCUCUUCAGUGCUAAUGACUGGCAGUGUAAAACUUGUGGCAACGUUAAUUGGGCCAGGAGAUCAGAAUGCAAUAUGUGCAACACACCAAAAUAUGCCAAACUUGAAGAAAGAACAGGAUAUGGUGGGGGCUUCAAUGAAAGAGAAAAUGUUGAGUAUAUAGAGCGUGAAGAGUCUGAUGGGGAAUAUGAUGAGUUUGGCCGCAAAAAGAAAAAAUACAGAGGGAAGCCUGUUGGUCCUGCAUCUAUCUUAAAGGAAGUUGAAGAUAAGGAAUCUGAAGGGGAAGAAGAGGAGGAUGAGGAUGGAGAUCUGUCUAAGUAUAAAUUGGAUGAGGAAGAAGAUGAAGAUGAUGCUGAUCUCUCUAAAUAUAAUCUUGAUGCUAGUGAGGAAGAAGAUUCUGCCAAGAAGAAGAAAGCUACAACUAGCCGCAGCCGUUCCAAGUCUCGAUCUUCUCAUUCACGAUCUUCAUCUCGCUCAUCCUCCCACUCAAGCUCAAGGUCUAGGUCCAGGUCAAGAAGCUCUUCCAGUUCAAGAUCAAGAUCUCAUUCCACUUCCAGAGAACGUUCUAGAUCUCGUGGGUCGAAAUCAAGAUCCAGCUCCAGGUCUGUCAGGGGUUCUUCAACCCCAAGAAAAAGAUCUUACUCAAGCUCUCAUUCAUCAUCCUCCCCUGAGAGAAGCAGAAAGAGGAGCCGAUCUAGAUCUUCAUCUGGUGAUCGCAAAAAAGGGCGAAUGAGAUCACGGUCACCUGAAAGACACCGCAGGUCAUCAUCUGGAUCUUCUCAUUCUGGAUCCCGUACAAGUUCUAAAAAGAAAUAAUAUAUUAAAACUCAAAAUUCACAAAGAUAUAGUCCAGUGCAUGAGACAUUUUAAAGAAGUUGGUGUCUUUCUUGGUCAGAAGUGCUAAAUCCUGCUAGUAUAGGUGCAUGUUUAAUGGAAAACUGCAGCUAUUUUAAUUCAUGAAACAAUGUAAUGAACUAUUUUAAGCCAUAAAUUGACCCAGAAGGUGAGUAAUAUGACUUUGUUUUAAUUUCAAAAUGUUCUGCCUUCCCUCUUUUUUCAUGGGUUUUUCAUUUUGGAAGGUUCUCAUCUGUGAAUUCUUGUGUGAGAACUUUAUAUGUUAUAGUAUCAUCCUGGUUUGUCAUUUAGUCUUUACAUCUACUUGUUUUAGAACUGUCUGGGACUGAGUAUCUGAUUCUUAAACUGGUCUGGUUCACUUUUUUCCACUCAUCCCUACUAGAACAGCACAGAAGUACUGCAGUUGUAGUAUGUCUUAGUUGAAAGGCAAGGAAUAUAUCAGAGGUGUAGUCAUUUUCCACUGCUCCAUGAUGAGAUUUCUAAUGAGAAAUCUCACUUUUCAUCCAAGUGAGAAACAGAUCUUUGUGGCUUUCAGUGGAUACGUAAGCUAUUUUACAUUGCUUCUUGAAUAUUUGUCAGAACAAUGUUCUUCACUUUUCCAUGGAGUGUUGUUGCAUCUAUGAAUAUUCCCUGGUGGAGUGUAACUUCCCAGUAGUUUAAAUUCCCUAGGUGUUUGGCUCUUGAUACUCACAUCCUAACUAAUUAAUAGCUGUGGUACUGCUGCAAACAAAGUGCAAAAUUCAGGUUUCAAAAUAAUAUAUGUAGGAUUUCAUGCUCACAACAACAAAUCUGUUUGCAACAAAUCUGUGUCUGAUGCUUGUGCUCCCCUUCCACAAAUGUUUAUCCUGUAGUAUACUACUGAGUUGCUCAGUGUGAUACAAGCAGAAAUGAAAAUUGUACACCUUCUUCUCCUUUCUCUUCCCCACCCCCAGUUGCACUUGUGGAAGCUUGGGAUUUCACUAGUGUGUAGCUACCAAGCUAUGUAACAUGAAAUAUUAAGACCCAGGCCAUUUGGGGUUUUUGAAAUCACCUAUGAAGUAAUGAGGAUGUCCUAUUGAAAUCAUUUUCUAUGAGCCAAUAAACAAAAUUUAACUGACUGGUAAAACUUGCAAAAAUAGCAUGACAAUUCUAAAAAAAACUAAUACCACAAAUCAUUGCAAAUAAUCUUUUGAAACUGAUGUAAAUGUCAUUUUAUGGCUUAAAAUGCUUCAUGAAAUUUGUCUAACUAGCAAAUAUUUGUUAAAUACUGACCAUUCUUAAGCUCCGUUUGCUUGAGAGAAAUAUGUGCCGUCUUCAGUGACAUCCCAAGGUAAGUAUGCUAAGGGAGAUUAAUCUAGGAACGAAGCAGUAUGUUUUCAGUUACUUGUAUCCUGAAACAUCUGCCCUGUAAAGAAAAAUGUACAGUGACAAACGGAGAAGUUGUCUUUAUUUCUUUUCUUUAAUAAACAUCUAGCAUAUUCCAUUUCUUUGGACAGAUCAGAGACAAAGCAAAAUGUUUUUGCUAUAGAAAUACUUUGGAUAAAUUUUGCAAAGCGCUGCAAAUCCUGUAUUGUUUUCUCAGAUAUCUUCUCUUUUUUGCUAAAUGUAGCAUAGAUUUCACAAGAACAAAUAGUCUCUUGUAACUGUGCCUCUGACUUCUUGAAAGUCUGUUUAAAAUUGUGAAAAUCAAAUUUGCUAGAUGCUACGUUAAAGUUAGUUAUUCUUGUGCUUUGUAUUCCUAAGUAUUGUAUCUAAAAAGUUUUUAAACUUGGCAAAUGAUAAUCUAGAAUGGCUAAGGGAAAAUUAUGAGUUAUUUGGUUUGGAUUAAGAUACCCUGGUUUGUUCUAUGAAGAUACAAUUCUGUAGAAAUAUGUAAAUAAAGCAUGCUAAUCAAA